This is a messenger RNA of Brassica oleracea var. oleracea, 372 nucleotides long. Its product is annotated as putative F-box/LRR-repeat protein At1g56400. The transcript has 3 exons. The record is from RefSeq and is a predicted model, not a curated record. NCBI's taxonomy places the organism in Eukaryota, Viridiplantae, Streptophyta, Magnoliopsida, Brassicales, Brassicaceae. Bases 1 to 372 code for a protein of 123 amino acids.
AUGGAUACGAGUGAUCAAGCAGACAGAAUAUCAAAUCUACCGGAUGUUCUUUUGGUCCUCAUCAUUUCAUGCUUGUCUUUCCGGUGGAGAUCUGUCUACCUUGAGACGAGGAAUGUUUCUUUCAAGGAAACCGACUUCUUGAGCCCUUCUCGUUCGCGGUUCGAAAAAGAGGUCAAGAACUUGGUUCUUGAUUUCUCAAACCCGGCGUGGAGAACCUUUCAAGAUGUAAACCUUGAUGAGUUGGUUGUUGAAAUCCCACAAAGCGUCUAUGAUCUAGCGACUCUUGAUUCGUUGAAAGUUGGCGCGUGCAAGAAGUUUGACUCCGAAAAACUAUCAAACCUAGGGAAGCUAAAAACCGUUUCUUUCAGAUAG